CGGAAGCUCAGGCCGGCGUUCCCGGCGCGCAGUCGCGGCGGCCUCGCUCCCGCCCCCGCCGGGAGGUCCGACGUGGAAGUUGCUGGCUAACCAGGCUUCCAAGGAAACCCCUUGGGAACCAGAGCCCGAGGCCGAGCCGGAGCCGGAGCGCAGGCCUAGGCGAGGGGAGGUGGCGGCACCGAGGCUCGAUUAGGAGUCGCUGCUGAGGCCGGGCCCAGUCUCCGCCGGUCGACGAGGGAGGACAGGCUGUUCAUCAUGGGUGGCUUUUUCUCAAGCAUUUUUUCCAGUCUGUUUGGAACCCGGGAAAUGAGGAUUUUAAUUUUGGGAUUAGAUGGAGCAGGAAAAACUACAAUUUUGUACAGAUUACAGGUUGGAGAAGUCGUUACUACUAUUCCUACCAUUGGAUUUAAUGUUGAGACGGUAACAUACAAGAACCUAAAAUUCCAAGUCUGGGAUUUAGGAGGACAGACAAGUAUCAGGCCAUACUGGAGAUGUUAUUAUUCAAACACAGAUGCAGUCAUUUAUGUAGUAGACAGUUGUGACCGAGACCGAAUUGGCAUUUCCAAAUCAGAGUUAGUUGCCAUGUUGGAGGAAGAAGAGCUGAGAAAAGCCAUUUUAGUGGUGUUUGCAAAUAAGCAGGACAUGGAACAGGCCAUGACUCCCUCGGAGAUGGCAAAUUCACUUGGGUUACCUGCCUUGAAGGACCGAAAAUGGCAAAUAUUCAAAACUUCAGCAACCAAAGGCACUGGCCUUGAUGAGGCAAUGGAAUGGUUAGUUGAAACAUUAAAGAGCAGACAGUAA
Molecule: messenger RNA, 801 nt
Organism: Eubalaena glacialis (North Atlantic right whale)
Lineage: Eukaryota; Metazoa; Chordata; Mammalia; Artiodactyla; Balaenidae
Gene: ARL1
Product: ADP ribosylation factor like GTPase 1
Exons: 6
Coding region: 256-801 (181 amino acids)
Biological process (GO): intracellular protein transport; vesicle-mediated transport
Cellular component (GO): cytoplasm; Golgi apparatus
Molecular function (GO): GTPase activity; GTP binding
Source: RefSeq, a predicted model, not a curated record